Messenger RNA from Microplitis mediator, 3939 nucleotides. RefSeq lists its product as uncharacterized. The transcript is spliced from 5 exons. Bases 1054 to 2697 code for a protein of 547 amino acids. The record is from RefSeq and is a predicted model, not a curated record. NCBI's taxonomy places the organism in Eukaryota, Metazoa, Arthropoda, Insecta, Hymenoptera, Braconidae.
ACCCAAGACCAAGUAUACCUGAAAAUAUUGCUGGGGAUGCCCUUCCAUUCCCUCAUAAUUCUCUUUUUCUCAGUGUCAGUGCACCAUCCAACAGAAUAGAAUGUAUAUAAAAAAACAUAUAUAUAUAUAAUGUACAUAUACACAGUACAGUAACGGCAACGGUCACACUGGGUCAUACCAUUAUUCGUGAUUAUUCCAGCCGGCGCGCAUCAGUGAUUUGAUUGUGCUUCUCCUCUGUACAUAGUGUAUAAUUCGUAUAAAUAUUUUAAAAAUUAACAUUUAUAAAUUUUAAAUAAUAACAAUCACAAUUUGACUUGUCUAAAAUAAUUGAUAAUUUAAAUUUUUUAAUUGAUGUUUUGGGUGAUGCAUCUGUAAUAAAAUAAUACUCCUAUUAUAUACAAGUGCAGUGGGAAUUGAUUGAAAGCACUCAACUGUGUCGAAUAUUCCUACGAAGAUUAUAUUGCAAGAUAUAAGUAUAUAUAAUAAUAAUAAUUGUACACUAGAUGUUAUUUGAUAUAAAGUAUCAUUUUCAUGUUAUAAAAUCAUUACCCUAAGUAGGAAUAAUUAUUUUAUUUCUCCGAGAUUACGUAUGAUUUAUGUGGAAAGAUUAUUUUUUGACCUAUUCGUUUCUUUUCCCGGCUGAAUAGAAGGCGCGAAGAGCGCACGAGUAGUGUCACAAGACAAGUCAAUAAAUACAUAGCGAAUUAAAAAAGGAAUUGAAAAAUUACAAUAAAAAGACAUUUAUUUAUAGAUAUUUGCAAGCAGUAAUCUUGUCUUUUUUUUGUGGAUUGUAAUGUCUCGAUAAUGAUAUAUAUAGAUUUAUAUAAAUAUGAGAUAAGAGUGUCAUGAUAAUGUUAAUUUAUUAUUGUGGAUUAUUAAAUAAAAUGAUGUUCAUGUAUUACUAUGAGUAUUAACGGAGUUUUACGUAGACAAUAUAAUUUUAUACCUGUGUUUCACAAUGGAACUAGAAACUAAACAUUAAAGUGAAAGAGUAAAAAAGUUUGUGAGAAAUUAAAUUAAUAAUUGUAGUAAAAUUUCUCACAUUAAAUAACAAUGACAGAUCUAUUGAUUGGUAUUGCCGGAAGUGGCUUUCACAGUGGAAAUAAUUCACCACCUAACGGAAACGUCGUUUUCCGAAAAAAAAAUCCAGGUAUUUGUCGAAAUUCGGAAAUGCGACAUUCAAGAAGUGAAGAUAUUUUAGGAGUUGCUGGGCCUGGCGCUCCGACUCGUUCUCCAAGUCCUUAUUUUCAUGAACAAACGUGUGCUUCUGAAGAUGAUUUAGUUGCAUCCAGUGCAUUAAGAGAUGCUUCUUCAUCCUCCAGCCUUCUUCAGGAUGCGAUGUAUUCUUAUGGAAGAAGAUCUGCUGCAUCACCACCACCGACAUUUGGUGCUGAUCGAGUUGAUCCUGAAGAUUCUAUUCGAGAUAUUGUCACCGAGAAUGACUUGUACAGAUUUGUGCUGUUCAAACGUCAUUACGAUAAAUAUGUUGCUUUAGCUGAAAAAUAUGAAGAAUCACGAGGCGUUGUAUAUUAUCUUGAGGAACGCUACCACGAAGUUAAGGCUGAAAAAGAUAGACUGGAAGAAGCAUGUCAAGAUUUAGAAAAACGAUUGGAAAAUCGUGAGUCUCAGGUGCGAGAAAAAGAGGAAGAAUUGUUUUUACAUUUAGAACGAAGUUUACGAUUGGACGAUGAGAUUGAAAGACUUAAGGCAGAACGUGACUCUUGCAUUGCUGCGCGGGAACGUUUAGAACGUGAGCAAACUACAGCACUAAGACAGUUACAGUUGGAAGUAACGCAGAACGAAAUAACGAGAAGAAACCUCGAACAAGCGAGGCAAGACAUCGUCAGACAAGCAACAGUCAUUCGGGCUGAACGCGAUGCAUUAGAACGAGAGAAUAUUGUAUUAAAAGAAAAAUUACGAGUAGAGCAAGUGGAAUUAGGCGAAGAAAGACGUAGAAGAGAAGAAGGAAUUGCUGUAUUAACUCGUGAAGCUGUGACUUUAAGACAUGCAGCUCGGCAUUUAAGGGCUGCUGCUUUACAUGCUACGGCUUGUAAACGAAGAAGAAGGUGUUCCAUAUGUCUCUAUGCCAAACGUACCUUUGCUGAGGUCGAUGACUACCGUAAUGAUGGGAAACUAUUCAAGUGUCUUCAGACGCCUCUCCAAGAUCUACGGACAUGGUUUCGCCCGGGUCAAUUAUCAUCAUCAUCACAUUCCAAUGUGCCUGAGUUAAGGACCAGUUCACCAUCAGAGCGUCCUAUCAGCUAUAUAGACGAUGCAUCCAGCAGCUCUGAGGAUGAGGAGUUUGGUGAUGCUCAUCUGGCCGAGAUUUCAAUGUCUUCCACCAACUCAGGUGUACCACCAGCUUCUCGGGCAUUUUCCUCAGACUCUGGGUAUGUUAUCAAUCAUGCAAUGACGCCACCUGUAACAACACUAAUCACCCCGACGAGUACGCCAAUCGAAGGUGAUUUUUCUUCGUGCAGUUUUUCAUCAGAGGUUGGCGAUCGCAGAUCACGGAGAUCAUACGAGGUUGAUGGAAGCAGCCGUAAAAUCAGUGAAUCAUCCAACAGCGAGCAUGAUGGGUUGAUGGGUCAAAGGCCUGGCAACGCUUUCACUCGCUCCAAAUGGACUUCAUCAUUCCGUAAACUUCUUGGACGUAAAUCCAAAGCUAAAAUUAUCAACGACCACUCAACAUCAUAAAUAAAGGAAUAUAAUUAAUUUAUUAAUUCAUUAAUUAGUAACUUUCAUAUCUUCUUAUUAAUAUAUUCUUUAUUACACACUUUUUUUUUUAUUCUAUAAAAUUUUAUCGUUCGUGUAAAAAAUUUACUAGCAAUUUUAGAGACUGCUUAAUGAGCAAUUCUUAUAGAAUUCCCACCUAUUAUUCAAGGUCUUUGAGCUCAAGAUUAAAUAAACUGCCAAAGCGUGGGACUUUUUUUUUAUCUGUGAGGUCGUUGAAAAAAAAAUUAAACUUAUUAAAUGGUUUUAGCUUGUUUUAAUAUUUUGCCGUGUACUUUUACUAGUAAAUAAUAUAUUACGUUUGUUAAAUAAUUAUCGAAACUUAGUAUUUCGAAAUAUUUAAAGACUGUUUAUUAUAGCUAGUGUAAUAAUUGAGUACUUAAUUAAAAUUUGAUAUCGUUCAAACUUUACAAUAUUAUAUUAUAUACUGAUAUCACGGGAUAUCAAACAACACAAUAAUAAAAUUAUCUACAUAUAUUGUACAACAUUUAGAAACGGUGCUGAAAUUAAAAAAAAAUCUAUUAUUAAAUUAAAUUUUCGUAGACUUUUAAUUUUAAAUUAAUCGACAUUUUUUUAAACUAAAUAAAACCAUUUUUAUUCAUUUUUUUACAUCAACAAUUAAUUGAUAAAUUAUUUGCUCUAUGAACAAUUAAAUGCGCAGCUAAGAAUUGAUAUUAAUUUAUGUAUAAUAUUUACUAUAAAAAAAAAAUCAUUCCAAACUAAUCGUAUUAAGAAAAAAUAAAUAAAUAAGUACAGGGUGCCAAAAAAAAAAACAAUUAGCACAAAAUAAUUUAAACAUAAAAUAAUAAUAAUAAUGAUUUACUAUUUUUAGCAAUUAAACUUUAAAAUUAACAUCCGUCAGAUGUUGGAAUUGUAAAAUGGAAUUCAAUGGAACGUUCAAUACUCACCUCUGCCAUCCUCAGUUAGAGGAUCAUCCCAGAGCAACUUUUUUUUACAUAUAUAUAUAUUGACACUCAUUUUUUUUUUUUUUAGUUAUUACGAUCAAAAGAAAAUUGAUGAGUCGAUAUUGUUUUAAUAAAAUAUAAUUAUUAACGAUGUUAUUGUUAUAUUAUUAUACAUAAUAAGUGUUAUUGUAAUAUCUCCGAGAGAUCUAUUAGAAAUGAAGUAUUGAUAACAUUCCAUACAAACAUUAUUAAUUAUUAAAGUAAUAAAUAAAACAGUCACGUGUUCCUGACAUUUAAAAAA